CGGGCGCCGCCGCUGCUGCUGCGCGGCCCGGGGGGGGCGGCCCGGAGAGCCCCGCACCGCAGCGGCCGGAGCCGGCCCGGAUCCAGCUCUGACGGGCACAGGCUGGCAGCGGGGCCGGCGCUGCCCGCCCGGAGGCCAGGACCAUGCUGGCGUGUCUGCAGAGGACCCAGAACCCCCCAGCCCAGCACCUCGCCUGCCCCAACAAGGCGCUGGAGCCGCGCAAGUGCGAGACGGCGGCACCGAUGCAUUCCCCGCGCUACCCCAGCCCCGCCGAGCUGGAUGCCUACGCACAGAAGGUGGCCAACAGCCCGCUGACCAUCAAGAUCUUCCCCACCAACAUCAGGGUCCCCCAGCACAAGCACCUUAACCGGACGGUCAAUGGCUACGACACCACGGGGCAGCGGUACAGCCCCUACCCCCUGCACGCCGGCGGCUACCAGGGUCUCCUGGCCAUCGUCAAAGCCUCCGGCAAAAGCGUGGUGAAGAACUCGGAGGGGAAGCGGACUAAGCUCUCGCCCGCCCAGGUCGGCGUCGCUCCCUACCCCGCGUCAAGCACUUUAGCUCAAGGUCCCUCCUGCGCCGGGCAGCUGAGCUACCACGGUGGCCAGAAGCAGCUGGAGGGUCCCGUGCCCCCCAACGUGACGGUGGCAGCCUCCGUGCUGCCGCUGGCGGGCAGGAGCCUGGCGCUGCCGCCGUCCAACCUGCCCUCCAUCCAGAGCAUCAUCUACCAGAUCAAUCAGCAGUGCCAGGCGCAGGGCGCGCAGCCGGGCUGCCCGGCCGUGGUGGCCGCCAACCCCAGCCCGGCCAAGCACGGCGCCUUCACCGGUGCCUACGCCGGCGCCGUGCUGCCCGAGUGCCGCAAGGGCGCCGAGCUGGCGCUGGGCUCCAACCCGACCGCGGCCCUGGCACCCAAGGCGGGGGUGUACCCCGAGGGCAUGGACUACCUGGUGUGGCAGCAGAAGCAGCAGCAGCAGCAGCACCUGCGCGUGUACAGCGGGGGCAGCGGGGGGGCCCUCAGCAAGUCCCCCGAGACGUGCGCGGCUGCGUCGCGGCCCUACGCGCUGGGCGGCGCGGCCGAGAAAGUGAGCUCGUCCCCAUUGAACUGCAUGCACGGCAACUUCUCGGUGGGGCAAUACUUCGCCCCUCCUUGGAACAGCAUCUUGGUGACCCCCAACAGCGACUGUUACAACCCGCCGGAGCUGGGCGCCGGGCCCCGCGAGCUGGGGGUGCCCCCGGGCGAGGGGCUGCCCAGUAAGACCCUCUGCAAUACCUCCAUCCUCAGCAGCAGCCUCCAGUCCCUGGAGUAUCUCAUCAACGACAUCCACCCGCCCUGCAUCAAGGAGCAGAUGCUGGGCAAGGGCUACGAGACCGUGUCUGUGCCAAGGCUCUUGGACCACCAGCACGCCCACAUCCGCCUGCCCGUCUACAGAUAAGGAACCGAUGCUGCUUUUCCCAAAGCCAGGGCGAGGAUCCCGGCGCGAGCCGCGCUCCCCUCCGGCACCGCGCGGGGCCCGGACCGCGGCAGCCAUGGUGGCAGGGGGACGGGGAUGGGGACACACGGGGUCGGCUGCCGAAAGGGCUCCCGGGACACUGGCAUUUCCCCGGGGUCCCCAGACUGGAUUCACCCGCAUCCCGCCGGGAGGACCAAGGACCGCUUGUCUAUCUCUAUAGCUCAGAAAUCAGUUUUAUCUCCACGAAUGUGAACAGGGAAUCGCUACGAGUUGCUGCUAUCCAGGGAGAGGAGGCUCCGACCCUGCGGGCGCCCGGCUGGGUCCGUGCGGGGCAGAGCCCCCGUGCCGGGCUCACCGCAGCCGGUCCCAGCCCGGUGCCCGCAGGGAGCCGGCGCCUGACCUGUAGCUGAAGUCCGUAACUUGCACUGCUUUGAUUAAAGCUAAUAACUGGGGACAGUCUGGAGGCUGUUUAAGAGAAAACCACUUGAAACUUGAACAGAUUGUUUUGUUCUCCGAGUUCUGUUAUUUUUUUGUAGUGACUAGGCUGUACAUCUACGUGUUGGCUGCUACAGAGUCUCCUCACACCCCUCUUCCUCCUCCUCCUCCUCCUCGCCCGGCCCCGCGUUGGCCACUGGCUCCUAUUCCCGUUCAACCAGGGGGUUCAGUACCCCCUCCCCAGCCCCUUUCCCACCCCAGGUCUCACACUUCCAGGCUGUUCCAUUUCCCCCUUUACUGUCAGUUCUACCUUGGUGCUGGGUUAGAGGUGACCGCGGUACCGGGGGCACUCGCAUACCUCCUCCUUUUCUCUUUUCAGUUCCGAACCGCUCAUUAGGGUCCGUUCUUCAUUACGUGUAAUGACAUCUUUAAUAGUUACUCAUUCAAAAACAGCUCCACACCACAGAGUACAAAGUGUUUUCGAUGUCUAAUGGAUAAAGAAGGAAAACUACCCCGAUGAAGCCCAAGGUGAUUGUGCUCGGAAGAGAGGUACUGUAUCCCUGAAAGGCCUGUUCAAGCACUAAGUGCAUUUACAAAUCUCUGAGAAUGUUUUUUCUUUUAUACUAAAAUUGACCAUUAUAUUCUACUGUGAGAAGUGCUGCUGCACUUAUAUUGUUUUAAAUACAAAUGAAGAAAAGAUAAAAAAAAAAAAAAAAGAAAAGAAAGAAACACAAAACCCACAAGCCGUGUGUCCGGAUGGUGUUUUUCCCAAAGUAAAGCCAGGAUAUCGCUGGA
Molecule: messenger RNA, 2681 nt
Organism: Pezoporus flaviventris
Lineage: Eukaryota; Metazoa; Chordata; Aves; Psittaciformes; Psittacidae
Gene: FAM222A
Product: family with sequence similarity 222 member A
Exons: 3
Coding region: 144-1433 (429 amino acids)
Source: RefSeq, a predicted model, not a curated record